This is a messenger RNA of Cariama cristata (Red-legged seriema), 1235 nucleotides long. It is a transcript of the gene MAPKAPK3, whose product is annotated as mitogen-activated protein kinase-activated protein kinase 3. The record is from RefSeq and is a predicted model, not a curated record. The coding region runs from base 1 to 1011 and encodes 336 amino acids. Gene Ontology annotation, cellular component: cytoplasm; nucleus. NCBI's taxonomy places the organism in Eukaryota, Metazoa, Chordata, Aves, Cariamiformes, Cariamidae. The transcript is spliced from 9 exons. Gene Ontology annotation, molecular function: calcium/calmodulin-dependent protein kinase activity; ATP binding; calmodulin binding. Gene Ontology annotation, biological process: intracellular signal transduction; protein autophosphorylation; peptidyl-serine phosphorylation.
AUGCAUGUAGGUGCCAAUUUAAAGCAGAAUGAUGCUAGCUCACUGACAUUGCUCUCUCCUGUUUCUUUACAGCUCUUGUAUGACAACCCAAAAGCCCGUCAGGAAGUAGAGUAUCACUGGCGAGCAUCAGGGUGUCCCCACAUUGUCCAUGUCCUGGAUGUGUAUGAGAAUAUACAUCAUGGAAAGAGAUGCCUCCUCAUCGUCAUGGAAUGCAUGGAGGGAGGAGAGCUGUUUAGCAGGAUCCAGGAGAGAGGAGAUCAAGCUUUCACUGAGAGAGAGGCCUCUGAAAUAAUGAGAGACAUCGGAACAGCCAUCCAGUAUCUGCAUUCAAUGAACAUUGCCCAUAGAGACGUCAAGCCUGAAAACUUGCUUUACACAUCUAAAGAGAAGGAUACAGUACUCAAACUCACAGACUUCGGCUUUGCCAAAGAAACCACUGUACAAAAUGCACUGCAGACCCCCUGUUACACUCCUUACUAUGUGGCCCCAGAAGUCCUUGGUCCCGAGAAGUAUGACAAAUCAUGUGACAUGUGGUCGUUGGGUGUCAUCACAUAUAUUCUCCUGUGUGGGUUCCCUCCAUUCUACUCAAACACUGGUCAAGCCAUUUCUCCAGGGAUGAAGAGAAGAAUUCGGAUGGGGCAAUAUGGGUUUCCCAAUCCAGAGUGGGCUGAAGUAUCAGAGGAAGCCAAACAACUGAUUCGCCAUUUACUGAAGACUGACCCAACAGAGAGAAUGACAGUGUCUCAAUUUAUGAAUCACCCUUGGAUUAAUAGAUCAAUGGCAGUGCCACCAACUCCUCUUCAUACUGCACGGGUCCUGCAAGAGGAUAAAGACCACUGGGAUGAAGUUAAAGAGGAGAUGACCAGCGCUUUGGCUACCAUGAGGGUGGACUAUGAUCAGGUGAAAAUCAAAGACUUGAAAACAUCCAACAACCGCCUCCUGAACAAACGCCGUAAGAAGCAGAAGCAGGCAGGCAGCUCUUCUGCAGCCCCUGGGUGCAAUAACCAAUAAGAAGAGAAGCCAAGGACCUGUGGGUGGAGGGUAAAAGCUAAAAGGAACAAUUUAAAAUCAGUAUGAUCAACUCAGUCCGUACCACAAAGGCAAUGAGACCGUGAAGAAGCUAUCCUGCAAAGAGAAAGCAGGAUGAAUGAUUACAUUUUUGUAACUUGAAUCAGGGCUUUGCUUUUAAAGGCUAAUAAUGUAUAUGACAUGAUUCUGUUGCAUAUUGCUAGGGA